Molecule: messenger RNA, 2646 nt
Organism: Saccostrea echinata
Lineage: Eukaryota; Metazoa; Mollusca; Bivalvia; Ostreida; Ostreidae
Product: elongation of very long chain fatty acids protein 7-like
Exons: 8
Coding region: 45-851 (268 amino acids)
Biological process (GO): very long-chain fatty acid biosynthetic process; fatty acid elongation, monounsaturated fatty acid; fatty acid elongation, saturated fatty acid
Cellular component (GO): endoplasmic reticulum membrane
Molecular function (GO): fatty acid elongase activity
Source: RefSeq, a predicted model, not a curated record
AGCGUGGUUGGUGAUACAUUAAGUUAAGUAGCAAUAAGAUAACCAUGGCAGGGCUGGUAAAGAUGUACAAUGACCUCAUGGAAAAGGCUGAUCCACGAGUGGACGGAUGGUUUAUGAUGUCAACUCCCUGGCCCAGCCUCAUCAUCUGUGUCGCCUACUUUGUGUUUGUUAAGUUGGGCCCCACCAUUAUGGCCAACAGAGAGCCGUUUGAGUUGAAGAAGAUUCUGAUUGUCUACAAUUUCUGCAUGGUUCUGUUAUCAACCUACUGCUUUGUGGAGUUUCUGCUGGCUGGCUGGCUCAAUGGGUACAGUCUGAGAUGUCAACCUGUUGAUUACUCAGAGAAUGGAUUAAGGAUGCUGAAAGUCUGUUGGAUGUUUUAUUUUUCUAAAUUUAUUGAACUUUUUGACACAGUUUUCUUUGUGAUGAGGAAAAAGUUUAACCAGGCUUCAUUUUUACAUGUUUUUCACCAUGGUAUUAUGCCCUUCUCCUGGUGGUUUGGAGUCAAAUUUGUAGGAGGUGGAUUUGGAACCUUUCACUCUAUGCUGAAUUCCUUUAUACAUCUGGUGAUGUACACCUACUAUGGUAUGGCAGCCCUGGGUCCUCAGUACCAGAAAUAUCUCUGGUGGAAAAAAUACAUGACUUCUAUGCAGAUAACCCAGUUUAUCCUAGUAACGAUCCACUCUAUACAGCUACUGUUUAUUGACUGUGACUAUCCCACACUGUUUGUUUACUGGAUUCUAGCCUAUGCUGUUAUAUUCCUCAUCAUGUUCGCAGACUUCUACCGAAAUGCCUAUAAAAAACCAAAGACAAACGGAACUGUUACCAAUGGAGUUAAAGCCAAAUCUAAUUAACACAUGCUUUAAUUAGAAACAUAACAAUUAUUAUUCUUACCAUAUCCAUUUGUUUAUUUAUAGUAUUUUUGUUAGCAAUGUUUUAUAAGUUAUUUUGAUAUUUCACCCAUUUUAAACAAUAUACCAAUGCAGAAAUCAUUUGUGUUCCAAGAACUUGCGGUGUGAACUCCAUAAUCUGUAUGCAGAAUUAGAAAUACAAACAUUUUUAAGUACACUUUUUGUUCAAGAUUUUCAGACCCUUUAAUUUGAUAAUGGCAAAUCAGUUUUGUAAAAGUUUCUCUGAAAGUGCAGAUACAUAUAUGUAUAAUUAUAUGAUGCUGUUUUUAUAGUUUGUAGAAAACCCAUCAUGUAGACGUAACUUUACCACAUGAAUUCAAAAUUAUUUUACUUUUGCCAUACAAAUAUUUAUGUGUGUUAUAAGAACAACUUUGUAGGUUCAAUACUAUUAUUGAUUGUGAUACAAGUAUUGGAGCUCAGACACACAUUACACCAUAGAUAUACCACCAACUAUUAAACUGUAACCAAUGUGUGUAGCAUAAAUAUAUAGUAUUAGGAAAUGGACCAAUUAGCUACCCCUUUUGUUGAUUGGCCAUGAGAAGAUUGUUAGGGAGAAGUUUUACUGGGAUUAUCUAAGAACCAAUCAGAACUGUUAGAUUUUCUGAUUUUUGAAUGGUUCUCAGUGUACUCUGGAUACUACUGUGAUUAUUUGUUGUUGAAUGAGUGUUCAAGAUUGUAAUCAGGGUAUCAGAGAGGCUUUACCAUGUCUGUUUUUUUUUAUACUUCUAGAAUUUUCAGGGAUUCAUUAUAAGUGUUCCUUCUAAUGUAUUUGUCUGAUUCUUGAUUAAAGCAACUUAUGAAUUAGCUUUUAAUUAUUUUUCUUGAACUUGGAAUUGCUCUGGGAUAAUAUGUCUUUGUUUGUAAAUGUUUCUUUAUGUACAGCCAUAAUACUAACAACAAUUGACAGGUUGUUUUUCCAUAUUGAUUUUAUAUACAGGUCCUUAUUGUGUGGGAAACCAUUGUACCAAUCCAAAGUUAAUUCUGAGGUUGAUAAAACUGUUGUUAUAUGUACUAUUUAUUAAACUGUAAAACUCUUAAGUAAUUUUUGUUUUACAAUAUAAGAACAGGCAUACAAUAUAAUCUCUAUAUUUUUAUCUGAGUUUUGUACAGCUUUGAACAAAGAAAAGUAUAUUAAAAUCGGCAUAAUACUUUUAAAAAAAUAUAUUUUUUUUCUAUUCUGUGUUAAUGCUUGUUGAAGUCUUUAUCAAAAGUAAAAGGGGACUCUUCCUUGUGGGUAAUUGAUCAUCAAUUUUUUAACCUAUGAAAAGAUUCCGAAUUUUAGAGAAGUAGAAGUUCUAGGAGAUGAUUUUUUUGGUAAUCCAGAUAUAUUUUCUUAUUGCUGUGCCAUUUUUAAACUGUAAGCACACUUCAUAUGGCAGAAUUCAUUUGUGUGAUGUUCAGCAAUUACCAUACGUAUUAAAUGAAAAAAAAAUUAAAUUUUGAUAUUGCUGUAGAUUUUGUACUAAAUUUUGCUAUAUAAAGGAAUAUUACAAUUUAUUUAAUAAUGUCAAUGCUUUUUUUGUUUAUACAUUAAAAGAAUCACAUACAAUUCAAGGAAAGAAUGAAUGCACUAUAGUAUGUCAUUUGGAACCUUUUCGGCUAUCCAUUUUAAUCUUUGAAUUACAAUAUAUCGCUAAAUUAUUCUAUGAUUAUUGUGGAUGCAUAUGUUUUUGAUAUUUAUGCCUUGAAUUUUUUUCAUACAUAUUUCUAUAAUUAAAGACAACGUCAUGGAAAAGAA